This is a messenger RNA of Indicator indicator, 714 nucleotides long. RefSeq names its product immunoglobulin superfamily member 6 (gene IGSF6). Bases 1 to 714 code for a protein of 237 amino acids. The transcript is spliced from 6 exons. The record is from RefSeq and is a predicted model, not a curated record. Lineage: Eukaryota; Metazoa; Chordata; Aves; Piciformes; Indicatoridae.
AUGGCAGCUUUCAACAGCUUAAAAAACAUUCUAAUGCUCGCAUUUGACUGGAUUCUGUACACUGCUGGUGUUGCAGAUACCUGCCAAGUCACUGUAACACAGCCCAGAUCUCAGGAAGCUGACUCCUCCAUGCACACUGUGUUCCUAAAGUGUGCUUUCUCCUCCUCUGGAUGCUCCUCAUCCCCACCCCAAAUUCUAUGGUUUCGCUUUUUAACUACUGAACAUGAGGAUUUGUGUACUCCUGGGUGCACAGAUCAUCAGAAGUACAAAGUACAUUUUUCAUCAGAAAAUAACAUUUCACUUCAGAUCAAUGAUCUGACUGUACAUGACAACGCUGUUUAUAUCUGUGGAGUAGCAUUUUCAGAUUCAAGUUCACCCCAUUCUAAACAAACAGGAGGAGGAACAGUACUAACAAAAACAGGAGCAGAGAAGCAGCAGAGCAAUGGAAAAUUCGUCUUCAUCUUCAUGAUCAUCAUCUCCUCCUUACUGUUUCUAUACACCACUACUGUAUUCACAUUCUUUGUAGUCUACAAGUUAAAACCAAAGCUGCUAAAGAAAAGUGGGAAUGAAGACUCAAGAACAGAGGACUGUAGAAUCAGGAGUGGACGACAAAUUUUUCAAGCAAUUGCCCAAGAACUUCGAAAGCAGAGGUAUGCUGAGCAUUGGCAACAGCCUGAUGAAGUGGAAGAUGACACUGUUUAUCAGAACAGAUGA